UUGACGUAUAUCAUAUGUCAAUUUUCAGCUGGAUGAAGUAUUAGUAAAUACUACAAGUUACUUAUAAAAUUAAAUGAUUUCAUCGUCCAAGCUUACAUUAAAAGCUCGUUAUACGUCAACAAUAUGGAGGUGGACAAGCACAACCCCAGACACAAAAGCGGUUCAGCCGCCAAACGCAAAGAAAAUAACCAGUGACAUGGUAGGACCUCCUGAUCCUAUUUCUAACUUAAGAAAGAUAAUAUUUAAACAACCAAGCAAUGAAACUAGAUUAGAGAAAAGAUACAGAGAGCUCCGCAUGGAAGUUCAAGAAUGGAAUCAAAAGUUCUGGACGCAACACAAUUCACGAUUCUUUCAGGAACGAGAGGAAUAUUUGAAGCAGAAUUUACCAGAGGGAAAGCAAACUUUAACUGCUGAUGAAAUGAGUGUUUUCUAUAAAUCAUUUCUAGACAAAAAUUGGAAGGCUCAUAUAACAUACAACUUGCAAUGGUACAAGAAGAAUGUCAUCCUCCUUAAAUUAGCUAUUCAAGUUAGGCUUAGAAGACUACUGAAAAUAAAAGAUUAGAAAUGUUA
This is a messenger RNA of Papilio polytes (common Mormon), 570 nucleotides long. RefSeq names its product APOPT family protein CG14806, mitochondrial (gene Coa8). The transcript is spliced from 2 exons. Lineage: Eukaryota; Metazoa; Arthropoda; Insecta; Lepidoptera; Papilionidae. Bases 74 to 562 code for a protein of 162 amino acids. Gene Ontology annotation, cellular component: mitochondrion. Gene Ontology annotation, biological process: intrinsic apoptotic signaling pathway. The record is from RefSeq and is a predicted model, not a curated record.